Molecule: messenger RNA, 606 nt
Organism: Penicillium cinerascens
Lineage: Eukaryota; Fungi; Ascomycota; Eurotiomycetes; Eurotiales; Aspergillaceae
Product: COX20 family protein
Exons: 2
Coding region: 1-606 (201 amino acids)
Biological process (GO): mitochondrial respiratory chain complex IV assembly
Cellular component (GO): mitochondrion; mitochondrial inner membrane
Source: RefSeq, a predicted model, not a curated record
AUGUCAGAGGAUCCACGAGAGCCCGGCUCCUCUCAGGAACCUGGCAGCCACCUUCCCGCUAGCAUUCCGAACACCGAUCCGAAGAAACCCAGGCACGACUUCCCCCAGUCGCAAGUCGGAAAGUUAUGGGAUGCUUUUGGUGACCCCGAAAACCGCGUGAAUGCUCUCGCAAAUGCGACCUACAAGCCCCGCGGGAAGGAUCCCAAGGAUGUGUCUUACUCAGACGUCGUGGGCACAGUCUCUGUGUCCGAGAUAUCUUCAUUCCACAAAGCACCAUGCGCAAGGGAAUCGUUAUUGACCGGUAUCGGUCUCGGAUUUGGCGCUGGUGGUAUCCGAGGUGUCUUCGGAGGUAUGCGCUCAUUAUGGUCCGCUGGAAACUGGGCCGUCGGAGUGUUCGCCGUUACCUCCCUGGCAGCCUACGAGUUCUGCCGACGACAACGCAUCGAAGAAUUGCAUGGAAUGAAACAAGCGGUCGAUCUGAUGAAGCAAGUGAAGGAGAAAAAGCAAAGGGACAAGGACAGGGCUGCCGAGGAGGCUGCCAAGCGCGCGGAGGAGGAACGGCGGAGGAAGAGUUGGACAAACCUCUCCAACUACAAGUUCUGGUAG